GCAGAGCAGCACGCGACAGAUAAGACGAGCCACCCAUCAGUAUAUACAUAUAAUAAUAAUAAUAACACGAAUAAUACAAAUAAUACCGAACUAAGAUGCACGGGUGCAAAUUACUGUUGACAUUGCUGCUGGCGCUGCUCUGCAGCCAGGGUUUGCGUGCGGCCUGCGUGUGCUCGGAGAAGGGCACGGAUUACUGCCAGAGCUGCCAGGGACCGACAAUAGUGCGACCAAAGCCGCGCUACUAUGAGCAGGGCGAGGUGAAUCUAUCGCCCAUUGGUGACAAUUGCUGGUGCAGUAAGCAGCUCAUCGAACCCGCCCAGCUGCCCAAGACCUGCGGCAAAAAGCCAUGCAAGCCCACCUGCAGCUGCCAGAAUGAAGAUAGCAGCUACAGCAGCUCCAGUACAAGCUCCAGCUAUGAUAACAUUCGGUAUGUGUCCGAGAAGUCACAUGAUGACAGUGCACCAGCAGAUCCCAUAAGCGUUAGUCUGGCUGUUCAGGCUGGCAAGGCAAUCAAUGUGCCCGAGGCGAAGUUGGCAUAUGGAUUUGCGCAGAAGCCUGUGGAUGGACAGCAAAAGGUCUUCCAUUCUAAUGUGGCCGAGGAGAAUCUGUUCAAGCUGAAAAGCGACGUCAUCACACUGAAGAAGCGCACCUAUGCCGUCAAGCAGGAAGACGAGGAAUAUGUUGAGGAAGAGGAGGAGAAAGCCAACGACGAUGAUGAGUCAACGCCACAGUUGACAUACAAGCAGCUUGGUUACAUUACCGAACAAUACAAAAACCCCAAGUUCAGAAAGAUUAAUACCCGCAAAUCAAGCUACAGUUCCGACUCCAGCAGCGAUAGCUAUGCCAAGGUGGGCGGCAAAGUAACCGUCGACUGUGGUUUCAAGCCUGGUCGCGUCACUUCUUACCGCAAUGCACGUCGGCAGGAGGUUGAGGGUGGCAGCCAUUAUUAGAUGGUGAAGUUUGGCGCAGAAACGGACUCUGUGUCAGCCUGUAAAUAAUUAAUUGUAUCUGAAUGGAAAUGGAUAUAUGUUUGUAUGUAUGUAUCUAUGUAUGUAUUAGUAUUUAAAUACACAAAUCAAGAAAUGUUUAAAGCUAAGCAGAAUACGUAUAUUUUAGGCAUGUUGGACAUUUUGCACAUUUUAUUAUUUGAUUUUCUACCAAAACAUGCACAUUUGUAUGUACUGGGGAAAUAAAUAUUCACGGCAUACUCCAUUAAAAAACCGUUUAA
Drosophila grimshawi is the source of this 1228-nucleotide messenger RNA. RefSeq lists its product as uncharacterized. The transcript has 4 exons. The record is from RefSeq and is a predicted model, not a curated record. NCBI's taxonomy places the organism in Eukaryota, Metazoa, Arthropoda, Insecta, Diptera, Drosophilidae. The coding region runs from base 96 to 950 and encodes 284 amino acids.